Messenger RNA from Episyrphus balteatus (marmalade hoverfly), 777 nucleotides. RefSeq lists its product as uncharacterized. The record is from RefSeq and is a predicted model, not a curated record. Lineage: Eukaryota; Metazoa; Arthropoda; Insecta; Diptera; Syrphidae. The transcript is spliced from 5 exons. Gene Ontology annotation, cellular component: glycosylphosphatidylinositol-N-acetylglucosaminyltransferase (GPI-GnT) complex. Bases 165 to 737 code for a protein of 190 amino acids. Gene Ontology annotation, biological process: GPI anchor biosynthetic process.
UUUUUUUUUUUUUUUUCUAGAAUAUAUACUACUCUUAUAUACUAUAAAAAUUGUAAUAAAUAAAAACAAAUAAAUUUACAACAACAUAAUCAUAUUAAUUUUUCUAUUGUCAGUGAAUAGACAUAAUUAGUAUGUAUAAUUACUGAAGGAAGCAAAAACACACAAUGACCUCUCCCUCAACCUCCACCACUGCCAACACUUCUACUAGCCAAUAUCGUUCAUUUGGAGGACGAGAAUUGCAAUUAAACAUAAUCGACUACAAUCGUGAUUCAUUUGAGAUACAAAUUAUAAACAAAAACUACUCAUACGAGAGAAGUUUUCGUUUUAAGGCAAUUGUAACUCUAGCGCUAACCUAUUUAGCUUAUAUUGUAUCUUCUUCAAGCCGGCUACUAAUUGUUGAUGUUGCUUCAUUACUAACAUUGGCUUAUUUAAUUUAUACAACAAUUGAAUUGGUUAAAUCGGAGAAAAUUCUAUUUGUAGCUGAAUUUGCUCUACAAAUCACGACCGAAAAGUCGCGCAGGAGCAGUAUUUUCAUCCCUGCGACAAAUAUAAAAGAUGUCGUUAUCAACGAAGUUAUAGACGAUCUUGCAAUUAAGUAUGUUCUAAUAACAAGAACAAAAGGAAGUCUUUCGCAUAGUAAACCCAUCAUAGCAAUGUUUAAAUCUUUGCAACCACGAAUUGAAUGUUUGGAAAUAGUUUAUACUCAUUUCCUCAAAAAGUUGGAUCUCGAAAGAUGAAUUCUUUUUUAUUUAAAUAAAAUCGAGUACUUUAGAUAAA